GAAGGUAUUGUAAAUUUGCGGUUGUAUUAUAACGAUGAGAUUAUACUAAACACACACGAAGGAGUGACUUUUGUUUGUGAAUGUCCGUUUUUCUUUGCUAUUCCAUGCACCAUGAGUUUUGUAGAGUUGCGAAAUGAUCUUUGUGAGAACAUACAAAGUCACAUUUUAGAGAGGGUGAGCAAUAUUUUAUACAGGAAUCCUGUACAAGUAUUUAGUGGGCUGAUACAGUUUCAAAUAAUAUCCAUCACUAAUGAUGUAUGUAUGCAGCAGAUGUUCUAUAUUUAUCAAUAAAUUCGAUUUCACAUGCCAAUGAUAGAGUUGUACAUCGAGUAUGAACAGUAUAUGGGGCUGGACGCGGUUGGCGAGGAGGUGAAUAUGGAUGAGCUCGAGGAUAUAGAUUGGGAAGAAUAUAAUAACGACAGUGAAGAGGAGUUUGAAGUCAACAACAAAGUUGAUGACGAAAAUAAUGAUGGAGACGAGGCAGACAAUCCAGCGGUUCAAAAUGAAGCAGAUGCACUUGUCAACCAGCACCCCUUUGGUGUUUCGUCUUUUAUGCGAACUUUGGAUCUCGCAGCCAUGCCUAUCCCGAAAUUUUCUGAGUAUGCAAAUAUGGGUGAAGGUAAUGCUACGGUGGAAGAUGGUGAAUUUGGUGUAGAAUGAAAUUUGGUUCUAGAGAGUCGGUGAUCUCUACAAUCAAAAGCUACACUAUCUUUAGAGGAGUUGAUUACAUUGUGUAUGAGUCCGAGCCAUAGACAUUCUAUGCAAAAUGCAAGGGAUAUGAUACAAGGUGCGAUUGACUUAUCUGAGCUAGCUUGAUUCGAAAGAGACGUUAUUAGGAAAUCAGAAGAUACAAUGGCAAACACACGUGCACCAUGGGGACGAUUUCACAAGAUCAUUCCAAGUUAGACUCAGACACAAUUGCAGAUGUUAUUAGAAAGUUGGUUGAAGCAGAUCCAUCGAUAAAAGUAAAGUCUAUUAUUGCAAAAGUUCAAUCAAGGUUCAAUUACAUUGUAAGUUACCACAAGGCUUGAUUGGCAAAAUAAAAAUAUGUCGCAAAGAUUUUUGUGAUUGGAAAGUUUCUCAUGAGACUCUGUCAGUAUGGUUAAAAGCAAUGGCUGCAAAGAUACCAAGAUCUCGUGUUCAAAUAAAAACUCUCUCUGUCUAUUGUGAAAGUGAGGAGGUGAAUGGUGUAAGAGUUCUCCAUUGGAUAUUUCGGAGCUUCUAUCCGUGUAUUACAACAUUUAGACACUACAAGUCAUUGGUGUACGUUGAUGGCACACACCUUUAUAGAAAAUAUAAAGGUGCACUUUUAGUUGCAGUGGCACAAGACGGGAACCAAAACAUUAUGUCGAUUGCUUUUUCCAUCGUGGAGGGUGAGACGAUAGACACGUGAGAGUUUUUUCUUACUAAUUUGCAAAGAUAUGUUGUUACUUGAGAUGGAGUGGGCAAUAUUUUUUUACUGCCGUAACUCUAUCAAUGCAGUAAUAGCUCGCAGUAAUGGUGCAUGAUCACCACCAAGUGCGUGGCACAUGUUUUACAUCAGCCACACCGGGUCCAUUUUUUUAAGGAGGUUCAAGGCUCCAUAUUUGUAUAAACUCGUGGUUAAUUCAUGUAUUUGAAU
Molecule: messenger RNA, 1621 nt
Organism: Arachis stenosperma
Lineage: Eukaryota; Viridiplantae; Streptophyta; Magnoliopsida; Fabales; Fabaceae
Exons: 2
Coding region: 304-660 (118 amino acids)
Source: RefSeq, a predicted model, not a curated record